UAGACGACAGCGCGGAGUCGGAGGGAGUGAUGCGGUCGCCGGGUUUUGUCAGAGGCCGUAGUAACAGGGCGGGGCAGGAAUCUGGGAGGGCGGGCCCUAACGAGAACACGACUCGCCUUGUUGUGUGUAUUCCCGUGCUCGCAUCGCCAUCUUGUUGCAAUCCUAUUUUUUUUUUUUUUAACGUAUGCGAGGAUCUACUUUCCGUUCGGCCGGAUUAAAAAUCGACCGUCUGGUUUCAGGAGCAACACACAGGGGACGAGAAGCUCGGGCCUGUGGGUGUGAACCGUGCACACGGCGCUUCCUACCGGGACACUGCCUACCUAACCCUCUCGGUCUUUUUCCUCCUUCCGUCCCGAGCCACCGGGUCGCCUGUCGUGAGGGUUUUACGCGCAAUGAGCAUCGACACACUUUUGGAGGCGGCCAGAUUUCUGGAAUGGCAAGCCCAGCAACAACAGAUCACACGUGAAGAGGAGCAGCGCAGAGAGACGGAGCUCAUCAGCCGGGAGGCAGAGUCGCGGCGCGCGGAACUUGUGACGGCGCUGUCUCAGCCAAUCAGAGCCAACCACGUUACUUGGGGCCAUGACACUCACCGCCAACAGCCGCACCACCCGCCUCCCCCCUCUCUCCCACCUCCUCAAGUCCCCAUCGCUGUCAUCCCAAUGGUCCCAGUUGUCACCGCGACACCCUCUGUCCCGCCUUUUCCGCUUGCAACGCAGAUUGCGGUGGCGGCAGCAACGUCGUUCAACGGCUCACUGCCAGUCAAGAUGGCUUCCUCCCCCCCGCAGCAGCAGCAGCAGCAGCAGCAGCAUCAGCCGCCCUCUUCUCACCUGUUGUGCACUCACCAGAUUAAGGUAGAGACCAGUCCGCAGCUCAUUAGUGUAAAGCCCGAGGUUCAGAUUCAGUACUCGGCCUCCAUCAGCACUAAUGGAUCUGGCUCUCUACAUGCACUGGUCCCCCAUCAACUUUCACCUUCAGCUCAGCCGCGGCCUAACGGAGUGACGAUGGAGGACCUGAGGGGGAUGGAAGGGAAGAGGAGACCAGGAGGAGCGGGGACCAGAGAGGUGCAUAAUAAACUGGAGAAGAACAGGCCCUUCAGGCGAGCACACCUCAAAGAGUGUUUUGAGAUGCUGAAGAAGAACGUUCCAAAUGUUGAUGAGAAGAAAACCUCCAACCUCAGUGUGCUCCGCAGCGCUUUGCGUUACAUACAGACUUUGAAGCGUAAGGAGAAGGAGUAUGAGCACGAGAUGGAGCGCUUGGCCAGAGAGAAGAUCGCGACGCAGCAGCGGCUGGCCGAGUUGAAGAACGAGCUCAGCCAAUGCAUGGACGUGAUGGAGAUCGACCGAGUCCUCCGUCAGACCAUCCAGCCGGAGGACGACCAGGCCUCCACAUCCACCGCCUCAGAAGGAGAAGACAACUUUGAGCAGGACAUCGACGAGGACGUCCUUGCUCCUCCCGCUCUCGCGUCUCUCCCCAAACCGACACCUCCCAUCUUACAAGCCCAGCCGCUCCUCAACCAUCACCUGUCGAUCCAGCACGCCACCCUGCCUCUUUCUGGAGUCCUGAACGUGCCCUCCUCCUCAUCCUCCGCUCCUCCUCACGCCAUCGCACCUACUCCGGGUCCGCCCCCUCCGCAGCCUGCCCAUCCCAUUCACCCCCCGGCGAUGCAGAUGCAGUCCACCGUGAUCGCUCACGCUGCCGUGUCCCACCCGUCGGUCAUCCAGGCUGUCAAUCACAGCCUGCCGGCGAGUCACAAGCAUCUAACGCACAUCGCCCCGUCACCCGGCCCCAUCUCCUCCAUCCAUCAGCCGAUGGCGGCGGCGCCGGCUGCCGCCGCUCACCAGCCGAUGGCCGCCCAGCCCAUCGGACACAUCACCGUCCACCCGGUGGCUCAUCUGGGAGGCCCCCUCCAAUCCCACCUCCCGACUCUCUACCCCCAGGGCGUGUCUGUGUCCCAGCCCACCAUGGUGGGCCACAUCACGCACACCUUCACCCAUCACGCCCUGCCGCACGUCCAGGCCAAUCCUCAAGUCAACAGUAACGGAGCCCAGAUGAACAGUGCGGCCGUGAUCAGCCAGGGGAGCCCGUCGCUAGGGAAACCCACCGCCGUGCUGGCCCCCCUCCCUCAGCUGGUCGGACAGGCCGCCGUCCUCAACCCUGUCACCAUGGUUACAGUCCCAACCUUCCCCGUCGGCACGCUCAAACUGGCCUGAAGGUAAAACACAAAGUAGACGUGGGGCUGUCGGUUGAAGGAGAGAAAGAUUCAGACCUUCUGGAUGCGUUUUUUACACUCCUAUCAAUAAUCAACUGCAGAGAAUCUCUGGCAAAAGAAAAACAUCAGUUGUUUUUUUUGGACAACUUGUGAUGGAAAAUCUCCGGAGAUAUUUUGGUCACAGCUCUGUUAGUUUGUGAACAAUAACAUUAAAGCAGUCAGUGGGUCAGGCCAUUGUUUGUGGAAAAAAAUAAGACAUUUGUCUGCGCUGCAAAGACAGGAACUCUGUUCUACCUUCCUUCCUACUUCUCUCCUUCCUUUCCUUUUCUCCUCUCCUUCCUUUCCAACCAGAAGCACUAACAUAAUAAGCUCAGUUCACACUCAGGCAUCAAGGAUUUACCUUAACAAUUCAUCCACUCAUCGAGGGAAAGAGAGUUGUUUGUCGUUGGACUGUUGGUGAUUCAAUAUGUGCCCGUUUUUUUUUUAUACUCGUAACCAUGACGUCACGUGGAAUAAUGUCACUGAUGUGUUUGAGAGCAGGAGGAGCUCCUAAUGAAUUACAGACCGGUGGAAAGUAGCUCACAUUACAUAGAGGGCUUAAUAGAGCUAAAGCGUUGUCAGUUUCUGAUGCAGUUCUUCACUUUUUCACUUUUUACUCAUGUUUAUUGCAUCGAGUUCUUGCUCCUCGGUGUGACUGUUAAACCUUCUCCAUUUACCUCCAAAUCAGGGUUCCUUGCCACUCCACUUGGCAC
This is a messenger RNA of Anarrhichthys ocellatus (wolf-eel), 2961 nucleotides long. RefSeq names its product MAX network transcriptional repressor b (gene mntb). Bases 393 to 2210 code for a protein of 605 amino acids. The transcript has 6 exons. Gene Ontology annotation, biological process: regulation of transcription by RNA polymerase II. Gene Ontology annotation, molecular function: protein dimerization activity; RNA polymerase II cis-regulatory region sequence-specific DNA binding; DNA-binding transcription factor activity, RNA polymerase II-specific. NCBI's taxonomy places the organism in Eukaryota, Metazoa, Chordata, Actinopteri, Perciformes, Anarhichadidae. The record is from RefSeq and is a predicted model, not a curated record.